This is a messenger RNA of Desarmillaria tabescens, 720 nucleotides long. RefSeq lists its product as uncharacterized. The record is from RefSeq and is a predicted model, not a curated record. Lineage: Eukaryota; Fungi; Basidiomycota; Agaricomycetes; Agaricales; Physalacriaceae. The coding region runs from base 1 to 720 and encodes 239 amino acids. The transcript has 4 exons.
AUGCCUGAGGAGGACGUCGUCGAGCAGGACAACGGCGACGAUGACACCAGAGGCAUGGGCAGUGCGAACGUGACGCAAGACUUCGGUAGAGGGCAUGGCAUGGCUGUGGGACACAGGAGGCGACAGGGAUGCUGGGAAGGCAUAGGAGAGAACGACGACGAUGAUGACGACCCACAGGAUGACGACGACGAUGACGACGGGGGUGUCAGGGGAGUGGGUAAGAAGGGUAUGAGCAGGAGGGGCGGGAUAAUGAUCGUGGUACCGACGUCCAACGACAGAAGCGAUGGCAACGCCUCUUCGGGAGUCAACACUACUCCCAUAUGCACGACGGACGACGCCAAAACGACGAUGAUGCAAGCCCCGACGGACCCGCCGCUGCCACCCCAGCCCAAAACCAACAUGGGCUCCUACCAUCCGCUCCAGUCCUCCAAUAACCCCCACCUUCAUUCAUCCCCCAUUUUCGACAUGGGGGAACACACGUCGUCGCCCCCCAUGGCCCGCCCACCCCGCAUCCUGCAUCCUGCCCGUCCCAUGCACCGUACGACCACUAUUGGAUCUCUACCCCCAUUUUCGACACAGGGGAAUCCAAUGGUGGUCUCCGUUUCCCCCUACGAUCCCGCAGUGCCUAUCCUCCAGCCCGUCCCCAGCGCAUGUCGACUCGUUGCCUGGGCUAUCUGUGCCACAGGACAGCACAACGCUACACCCUACGGGCCUGCCUAA